This is a messenger RNA of Annulohypoxylon truncatum, 1280 nucleotides long. Its product is annotated as COPI associated. NCBI's taxonomy places the organism in Eukaryota, Fungi, Ascomycota, Sordariomycetes, Xylariales, Hypoxylaceae. The coding region runs from base 303 to 695 and encodes 130 amino acids. Gene Ontology annotation, biological process: vesicle-mediated transport. The transcript is spliced from 3 exons. Gene Ontology annotation, cellular component: Golgi membrane. The record is from RefSeq and is a predicted model, not a curated record.
CCUGACGCAAACCUAACACAAACAUCCCCCAUCCGUCCAUACAGGUCGCAACCGAAAAAAAGCGUCUGCCUAGAGCGAACUAUCCUUAUCCUACCUAAGCCCGUCAUCGCAAGCCUCGUCUAAAUAGCCUCAUCUCCUCUUUCUCCGAUCACUUUAUUAAGCUACGAUAAACUGCAACAGCUUCCGCGCGUCCCUUUGUCCCUAGUAGAAACUGCCGCUCACCGAGCCGACUUUACAUCAGAAUUGAAUCGUAUCUCUCCAUCUAUCGCGCAAAAUAGUUAACCUAAAACCGAAUCGCAAAGAUGGACUUCUCUGACUCAUUCCGAAUCGUCAACCUCGCCGUGGGCGUGAUCAUGGUGCUGGGCGGUAUAUCGCAGUUCUUCAACGCGAGCUUCCAAUCCAUCAUCAUCGGCGCCUACGUCCUCGUCUUCGGCCUCGGCGUCGCGCUGCUCGAGUUCCAGAUCCCGCCGCAGGUCUCGCGCUACGCCUCCUUCAUGUUCUCCUUCCUCGGCCGCGGCGUCUUCUACGUCUUCGUCGGCUCCAUCCUGCUCAACAACGGCGUCCUGCGCAUCAUCGCCGGCUCCGUCGUCGGCGCCGUCGGCCUCGCCUACGUCGCCCUCGAGUUCGUCCCCUCCGUCGAGCCCCCCGCCAACAUGCGCGAGGCCGACCAGGGCUGGGGCGCCGAGCAGGUCUAGGAAAUUUUUUUUCCCGACACCUUUUUAAAACCGCCGCGAUUGCCCUCCCCUGAACCUAAACUUACUACCACUUAACAACAACAACUUACCUAACCAAGAAACUACAACAUUAGUAGAAGCGUUCCUGGCACACGUCGCGGGCAUGUAUGUAUAUAUAUAUGUCGCGGAUAAGCUGGGACGGCAGCGAGCGAGAGAGAAAGGGAAAGAGGAAGGAACGAAGGGAGGCAGGGAGGGUGAGCGAAUCUCCUAGCUUGGACAGGAUGGUUGGUUUACUCGCCUUGUGGGAUACCGACUGAUGAAGGUGCGACAAGGAAGGGGACCAGAGGUUAGCUUCUAGCUGGUAACUGGGGCCCGACUAUAUGAAAAACUAGGUGAAAAACAAAAAAAUUUGCGGCUGGAAUGCUGGUGUUUUAGAAAGUUAAUUCGUUACUCCAACUAUUGGGACGGUUAGGUUGGGCCGAUGAUGGCCUCAGAUGUACGAAUAAAUGCGAUGGAUUUUGCCAUGGAAGACCACGUUGGCGUGUAAACGAUCGGGAGACUAGUUGUAGAGACGAGAUAGACGAGAUGGAAUUGUUCUUCCCAUGA